AUGUUUAAAGAAACUCUCCAACUUUCUUUGCCGAAUAAGGAUUAGCAAUUGCUAUUUACUUUUGGGGGGAGUUUAAAAGUAGAGAAUUCAAAUAUUGAAUUAAUCAAAUAAGGAACAAUAUUCUCGCUUUAUCCAGGCUAAGUAAUUUUAUAUAACAAGGAGAUGAAGAGAAUACCUUUAGAUUUUGAUUGUUGGCUGUAAAUUACUAAAUUUUAUGAAGAGAUAGACAAUUGUAAAUGUGUUACCGAUGUUGAUAUAACAAAGAAAAAUUUUCAUUUACUAUUUUUAGACCAAUAGACUAAUGUUUUGAAGAAUUUAAAUUGCAAUUCAUACGUACUUGCUGGAUGNGUCUUCACUCUCACCUUUGAUUAUAUAGAAAUUUAUAUUCAUAUGUACUCUAGAAAACCCGUAUCAACCUUUGCCCUAAAAUUAAAAAGCCUGAAAGGGUCAAAUAAGAAACCUAUGCAAUUGGAUAUACGUUAAAUUACCAGAUAAUAUUCGAUGGAAACAUUUGUUUAUAGUUUAGAUUCCGAGAAAAAUAAAUUUUAUAGCUACUAGAAUGAUCGAUGUGGUUGCUAAAAAUUCGACGUAUAAUAACAAUUUUCUUGGGAGUUAUGA
Messenger RNA from Paramecium octaurelia, 618 nucleotides. NCBI's taxonomy places the organism in Eukaryota, Ciliophora, Oligohymenophorea, Peniculida, Parameciidae. The record is from the annotation of a GenBank genome assembly.